GAAAACAAUGCUAAUAUAGAAAUAUUUAACAAAAAACACGAAACACCACUGCAUUGGGCUUGUCAAAACGGCCAUAUUGAGUUAACAAAGUUACUUUUAAAUAGACGAGCAAAUUUGGAAGCAAAAGACGGAAAUGGUGCAACUCCCUUAAUGCAAGCAUGCGAAGGAGGUCACAUAGAUGUCAUAAAAUACUUAAUUGAAAAAGAUGCAAAUUUGAAUACGCUCGCGUGUGAUCAAAGCUCAUGCUUACAUGUAGCUGCAUAUAACGGACAUUUAAAUGUAGUAAAGUAUCUUGUAAAUGACAAAAACGUGAAUAUUAACGCUGUUGAUGAUGAAGGUUGGACUCCAUUGCAUUUCGCUACUAUGAAAGCUUAUUUCGAAAUUGUGAAAUUCCUUGUAGAUAACGAGGCAAAUGUAGAUGUGCGAUGUCAUAAUAAUGCCACUGCUCUCAAUUAUGCCUAUAGUUUAGACAUCGCUAAAUACCUGAUUGAUGUUGGCAAAGCUGAUUUAAAUAAUUUAGACUAUUUAGGAAGAAAUAUUUUGCAUACAGCUUGUGUCUGUGAUGAAAUAGACAUCGUAAAAUACUUGGUAGACGAUAAAGACAUGGACAUUACAAUCAGAGACAUUAGAAAUAUCACACCAUUACACUUGGCGACUCUAGAAGGUGCUCUAGAUAUUGUUAAGUACCUUGUACAAAAAGAAGCCGAUAUUGAUGUUAUAGACGAAGAUUUAAGAAAACUAAUACAUUAUGCUGCACUGGGUGGUCAUUUGGACCUAUUGAAAUAUCUUAUUGAAGAGAAAAGUGCUGAUUUUAUGGACAAAGAUUUCAAUGGAAAAACUGUAUUAGAUUUAGCCGCGUCUAAAGGCCAUCUUGAUAUAGUUAAGUUUUUAAUAGAUGACAAGCGUAUGGACUGUAAUUUAAAAGAUUUAGGCGCUUCAGUGCUACGUGAAGCUUGUGAAAAAAAUAGAUUGGAAGUCGUUAAAUAUCUGAUUGAAGAAAAACACGCCGACAUUUCUGUUAAAGAUGUUGAUGGUGUAAAUAUACUACACUGUGCCAGUGUUGGUGGGUUAGAGACGGUGAAGUAUCUUAUUGAAGAGGUAAACUUAGAUCCAAAUGGAAGAGACAACGGUGACUGGGCACCUAUACAUAUGGCAGUAACUAACAAUCAUAGAAGUGUAGUAGAAUAUCUAGUUACUACAGCAAAAGUAGACGUAAACUCUAGAACGGAUUAUGGAUUUACACCAGUGCUUUUGGCUGCUAGUAAAAAUUUACAGCUGUUCAAGUAUUUCGUCGAAGAUUUAAAAGUUAAUUUUAAAGUUUCAAAUAAUGAAAACUUAACUCCUCUUAAUUUUGCGGCCAAUUGUGGUCAGUUUGAUAUUGUUAAAUAUCUUAUAGAUGAAAAGCAUGAUGAUGUUAAUAUGGUAGAUUCAGGUGGUAGGACAAUAUUACAUGAGGCUGUCGAAAGCGGCUAUAUUGAAAUGUUAGACUAUCUUAUUAGAGAAAGACAAAUAAAUUGUAACGUUAAGGACAAUGAUAAUUUGACACCGUUUGCAUUUGCUGUGAAAAGGAAUAUGACGGACGUGGUUAAGUAUUUUUUGGAUAAUUUUGACUGGGAAGAAAUUGGUGAUAGUGUUGUUUUGAGUAUAGUUAAUGAUUGCGAUGGAGAGGUUAAACAAUUAUUUAGAAAUAGAGAUAUUAUAGUAAAUGAAUAA
This is a messenger RNA of Hyposmocoma kahamanoa, 1713 nucleotides long. RefSeq names its product serine/threonine-protein phosphatase 6 regulatory ankyrin repeat subunit B-like. The transcript has a single exon. NCBI's taxonomy places the organism in Eukaryota, Metazoa, Arthropoda, Insecta, Lepidoptera, Cosmopterigidae. The record is from RefSeq and is a predicted model, not a curated record. The annotation marks the transcript as partial. Gene Ontology annotation, molecular function: protein binding.